CGGUUAAUUAAGCGCUGAUUGCGCCGCACAGGUGUCACGGGGAUUAUGUUUGCUUGUAAAGUCUUUUGUAUUAAGUUUCUCCGGUCAUUUUAACUAACAGAUUUGUGAUCAUGUGUAAAAAAUAUUUAUUUAUUUUAAUAAUUCUUUCUCUUAAUUGGACUAAGGCUGACCCUGGAAAGGAUCACAAUGCUUCAGCUUCAGCUGAGACAAACUGCGUCUUUGGCAAGGGAUGUUAUGACCAGGCUGGCAUACGCUCCUUCAUCCCAGAGCGGGAUGAGGAGGAGAGUCGGAUUAUAGGUGGGCAGGAGGCCUGGGCACAUUCGUGGCCUUGGCAAGUGUCCCUGCUGUACUCCGACCUGCCGGCCUGCGGGGGGGCCGUCCUCGACCUGUGGUGGGUUAUCACCGCCAGCCACUGCUUCAAACGGUAUAAAAAGGCGUCAAUGUGGACCGCAGUGGUUGGAAUGCACGAUUUGGAGAAUGCGAGUGAAUCAUGUCGUCAAACUGUAAUGGUGGAAAAAAUCAUCUCCCACAAGGACUACAACCAAAAGACGAAUGAGAAUGAUAUUGCCCUUCUGAAACUACGGAGCCCGCUGCGGUUUGAUGAGUGUGUUAGACCUGUUGGCAUCUUGAGUAAUGAGUUGGGUCCUCAGGAGAACUGCACAGUCACGGGCUGGGGCGCCAUCAGAGAGAAUGGUCCUCGUGCCUCCAGACUUCAAGAGGUCAAUGUUACUGUUUUUGAUCGAGAAACAUGUAGCAAUUUUUAUGGAGGGAAAAUGUAUAAGUUUAUGAUGUGUGCCGGGAGAGAUGCUGGUGGAGUGGAUGCAUGUCAGGGCGACUCUGGCGGCCCCCUGUCGUGUUUCACCGGCGAGAGGUACAAGCUAGCCGGGGUGGUCAGCUGGGGGGUCGGAUGUGGUCGAGCCCAAAGACCAGGGGUUUACACCAUCCUGUACCACUACAAACAAUGGAUCGAUUCUUCAAUGCAGGGUAUGAACUUUCAGAUUUCAUAUCAGAAGGCUGAUCUAAAACUGCUUUUCCUCUUGUAUUAUACAGGUGAAGCCGUUUAUGUUGACUCUGCAGCAGAUUCAACUGCCCAGUGUGGUCAGUCCAAGAUGGGUCCCUGCCAGCUGCCCAGUGGCUUGGCCCAGGUGGUGUCCACUGAGGAUGGCACAUUCAAGGUGGAGAACAUAAGCGAGGCGUGCCCAAACUCCUGGCCAUGGCACGUCAGCCUGCAGAACCACGACACGCAUUACUGUAGCGGCGUCCUCGUUCACCCGCGCUGGGUGCUGGCGCCACGCCACUGCUUCGCCAAGGCUGGAGAUGUGGUGAUCUUGGGAGCUCAUGACCUCAACUUCAUGUCGGGUCAGACCGCAGCUGUGGAGAGCGUGCAGAGUUUGGCUCACGACGCCACAUUCCCACCGGUCUCCGAUCUCUCCAUGAUCCGCUUGUCUGUCCCAGCUCGAAUAGGGUCGAUGAUAUUUCCUGUGUGCUUAACGGAUGUCGAUGAUGAAAUGGUGAAUGAGGACAACUCGUCUUGUGUGACAACUGGUUGGGGGACAAGAAAAUCUACAUUGGAUCUGCAUGCUGAUAUCAUGCAUAUGGCCAGGGUUAAGCCUCUCUCUGAGAAAGCCUGCAAGACCGGCUGGGGUAACAGUUUCAGCAUGAAAUUCCUCCUGUGUACGGAUGCAGCUGCUUCUACCUCCUGCUUGGGGGACUCGGGCGCACCCCUUAUGUGUGCAAAAAAUGGUGUCUAUUACCUUGUAGGACUAACAGUGGGGGGCGGCAAGAAAUGUGAACCUCAGAAACCAGCUGUUUUUACUCGAGUGUCUGCCCAUCACUCCUGGAUACAACAUUUUAUAAAAAAUGCCUAAAACAUUUAAUAAAGCAUCUAUUUUCUGUG
This is a messenger RNA of Pimephales promelas (fathead minnow), 1897 nucleotides long. It is a transcript of the gene ovch1, whose product is annotated as ovochymase 1. Gene Ontology annotation, molecular function: serine-type endopeptidase activity. Gene Ontology annotation, biological process: proteolysis. The record is from RefSeq and is a predicted model, not a curated record. NCBI's taxonomy places the organism in Eukaryota, Metazoa, Chordata, Actinopteri, Cypriniformes, Leuciscidae.